GAAAAUUAAUUCGAUUUGGAGAUCCGUGUACUCGACCCGGAAUUCCGCACAUAUCAGCUGUGCCCUUCUUGGCUCCGCCAUUGACAGGAUCGCAACGCAAGUCCAUUGGUGCGAGAGUAGUAGGUUCGAUAAGCUUGAAGGAGGAGAAAUGCCUGUGAUGGAGAAGUUGAAGAUGUUUGUGGUGCAAGAGCCUGUUGUUGCAGCUUCUUGCCUCAUCGGCGGCGUUGGCUUGUUCCUUCCUGCUGUUGUGAGGCCAAUACUGGACUCCUUUGAAACAUCCAAGCAAGUUCCACCACCUGCUUUGAAUGAUGUUGUUGCCAGCAUGACUGGUAAAAAGCAGGCUUGACAGAGACAUCAAGAGUAAGCAAUGCUUCUUUGUUUACUCUGAGAAAGGGACUAAUAAUUGAUUUAUGUGGUGUUAGAACAAAGAAUUACCUAAUGUACUGAUGAUUAUUUUCCUUUACUUGUACUAGCAGAUUAGUGAUUAUCAUCUUGUGGAACUGUUGGCUUUUUCAUGAUAUAAAUUGGGAGUGUAAGAGCCCCAAAUUGCUUUUUGA
Molecule: messenger RNA, 557 nt
Organism: Diospyros lotus (date-plum)
Lineage: Eukaryota; Viridiplantae; Streptophyta; Magnoliopsida; Ericales; Ebenaceae
Exons: 3
Coding region: 149-346 (65 amino acids)
Source: RefSeq, a predicted model, not a curated record